Messenger RNA from Talaromyces atroroseus, 375 nucleotides. RefSeq lists its product as hypothetical. The coding region runs from base 1 to 375 and encodes 124 amino acids. The transcript is spliced from 2 exons. Lineage: Eukaryota; Fungi; Ascomycota; Eurotiomycetes; Eurotiales; Trichocomaceae. The record is from RefSeq and is a predicted model, not a curated record. Gene Ontology annotation, biological process: 2-oxoglutarate metabolic process.
AUGCGUACCACAGCUGUGUUGAAGAAUGCCUCUCGCACUCCUUUGAUUAAGUUCUUGGGAAAGCGCACUACGCCAGCCUCCAUUGACCACACCCCGCAUGCCCAUCCUGCGUCUCCCACCCAGACGCUGCCCGACUCUUUCGCCGCCUACCGCUCCAAGGCCCAGCAGCAUGGCCCUCUAAACACCCCCGGUCGUGCCUCCGCGCUCUCAUACGGCGCAAUCGGCGGCUCAACUGGUGUCUCUCUAGGCCCUGUUGUGGCCAAGAAGGGCGAGUUCUUCGAUCGCCAGGAUUUGCCUGCUCGUUUCCAUCGUCUGCCCUGGUCUGAGUUGGAAAUCGAGGCCAUUGAGACCGGCGGCGCCAGUCUUUACAAUUAA